Messenger RNA from Racocetra persica, 1035 nucleotides. The record is from the annotation of a GenBank genome assembly. Lineage: Eukaryota; Fungi; Glomeromycota; Glomeromycetes; Diversisporales; Gigasporaceae.
AUGGCUAAUUCCGUCAAAAGUAAUAUAGACUCUUCUUCCGAUGAGAUUACUACUAUCAUCGUCGUUGAUGAUAAUAAUACCAAGGGUGCUACCGCCUCACAACCUAUUCAGAAACCUGGAAUCAAUUUAAAUGAUGAUUUCAAACCUCUUACUGAUUAUGAGGCCGAGAAAAGAUUAAUAACUUACGGCAAGAAUGUUAUUGCAGCGUAUCAACCUUUACGAUGGUAUACGGUGCUUUACAACUCGACUCUUCACCCUUUUAAUCUCAUCUUGAUUUGUCUCGCGAUUUUUGCCGGUGCUAUUCAGGAUUUUCGUACAUUAACAGUUUUAUUAUUCAUGGUUAUAUUAUCUGUCGGAAUCCGUUUCAUUCAAGAGUACAAGAGCGAAAUUGCGGCCCAGGGUCUCAAGAACAUGGUUAGCAACCGUGCUGCUGUUAUUCGUCUUUAUUCUCCACCUGAUCAUCGUGAUCCAACUUUUGAAGAUUUAGAAAAAAUGGAUCGUAAAGAAACAAAAGAAGAAGAAAUUCCACUAGACGAUGUAGUUCCUGGUGAUUGGAUCAAGCUUUCUGCCGGCGAUUUGGUUCCCGGUGACGUGCAAAUAAUUUCGUCAAAAGAUCUUUUCAUUUCUCAAGCCGCAUUAACAGGUGAAUCCAUUCCUGUUGAAAAAUUCAAAGUCGAUCAACAACAACCUCCCGUAAUACCUGAACCUGGUGAAAAUAUUAAAAUGGAUAAAACUGAACUUGAACGUCCUGAUUUUUGUUUCAUGGGAACUUCGGUUGUAAGUGGAACUGCUACUGCUAUUGUUCUCAAGACUGGUUCAAAUACUUUCUUUGGUGUUAUGGCAAAAUCCCUCGCUAGUAAGCGACCGACUAAUGCUUAUCAAACUAGCAUUCGUCGAAUUAGCUUCAUGUUUAUUGGAAUUAUGUUAGCAAUGAUGCCCCCAGUUUUAUUAUUACAAGGAUUUCGUAAUAAAGACUGGACUGCUGCUGUGAUAUUUGCUACCGCUGUUGCCGUUGGUUUAACUCCCGAAAUGCUG